Molecule: messenger RNA, 4910 nt
Organism: Triplophysa rosa
Lineage: Eukaryota; Metazoa; Chordata; Actinopteri; Cypriniformes; Nemacheilidae
Gene: pum1
Product: pumilio RNA-binding family member 1
Exons: 21
Coding region: 141-3686 (1181 amino acids)
Biological process (GO): miRNA processing; regulation of mRNA stability
Cellular component (GO): cytosol; cytoplasm
Molecular function (GO): mRNA 3'-UTR binding
Source: RefSeq, a predicted model, not a curated record
CUCGUUUUCAUUCUACCCAUGAUGACCCGCGCGCGUCCGCUUGGAGCGAGCCGCCAUGUUGUCGGUGUGAAAGCAAGGGAGCUGCUGCGAACCGGGGCUGAAAUCCGUCACCAUCCGCAUCCUCCACCUUCUCUGGUGGAAUGAGCGUAGCGUGUGUGUUGAAGAGGAAAGCUGUGCUCUGGCAGGAUUCGUUCAGCCCCCACCUGAGACUGCCUCCCCCUGACAGGCCAUUACCCAGCAUGCCUGUGGUGCUGAGUGCUGCGGGCCACACCCCCCAACCGGGCCCUUCUCCACAGGCCCCUCCCCCUACGCAGGGAGCCGGGCGCUCUCAAGAUGACGCCAUGGUGGACUACUUCUUCCAGCGGCAGCAUGGAGACCAGCCUGGCUACAACAAUUGCAAACACCGCUGGCCCACCGGUGACAACAUCCAUGCAGACAACCAGGUACGAUCAAUGGAUGAGCUCAACCAUGAUUUCCAAGCGCUUGCGCUGGAAGGCCGAGCAAUGGGAGAGCAGCUCCUUACUGGGAAGAAGUUCUGGGAAAUGGAUGAUUCGGGGAAAGAUGGACCAAAAGGGAUCUUUCUGGACCAGUGGAGGGAUAGUGCUUGGGGAGCCUCUGAUCAUUCAGUUUCCCAGCCGAUCAUGGUGCAGCGUCGACCAGGUCAGGGCUUCCACGGUGUUGGAGAAGCUGGAUCAGUGCUCUCGCCACGUUCUGAAAGCGGUGGAUUGGGAGUUUCCAUGGUGGAAUAUGUCCUAAGCUCCUCCCCUGCUGAGAAAAUGGAUUCUUGUCUGCGCAAAGGAGCGUUUGGCCCGAGAGAUCCUGAAACUGAUGACCCUGAGAAAAGGGUGGAACCAAUACCCAAAACAACGUUCGACCCUGAGAGGAAGGAACUGAAGGAGACAGAGGCAGAUGUUUUGGAUAACCCAAACGGACUGCCCAAUCAGAAUGGACUUGAUGUGGACGUUAAGGAUUUUAGUCGUAUUCCUGGUAACUGCCCUCCGACUGGUCCAGAGUUGGAGUUGGGUGGACCAGAAUUGGUUGGAGGUGCCGGGCCAAAACCACCAGAGGAGUUCUCAAAUGUUGAAACCCAAAAUGUGACCUUGGACCACAUGGAAUCUCUUUCCAUGGAGACUUUGCAGUUUGAGUACCCUGGAGGCCAGCUGCCUCUUGACUCCACAGCUGCUACUGUUGGCCUGUUUGACUACAACUCUCCUCAGCAGCAGCUGUUCCAGAGGCCCAGCGCUCUGACGGUACAGCAGCUCACUGCAGCCCAGCAGCAGUAUGCUCUCGCCGCGGCUCAACAACAACACAUCGGUUUGGCACAGGCUGCAUUCGUAUCGAACCCUUACAUCAUCAGCACGGCUCCGCCUGGGACUGACCCAUACGCUGCUGGACUUGCCGCUGCUGCCACCCUUGGUCCGGCGGUGAUGCCCCCUCAGUACUAUGGUGUGACUCCCUGGGGUGUGUACCCUGCCAAUCUAUUCCAGCAGCAGGCUGCCAACCCUUCCAACUCUGCCAACCAGCAGACAGCAGCACAGAAUCAGCAGAACCAACAACAGGUAAUGCGUGCAGGUGGAAAUCAACGACCUUUGACCCCCAGCCAAGGACAGCAGAAUCAGCAAACAGAGCAGCUUGUGGCUGCAGCAGCUGUGAACUCCGCAUUGGCUUUUGGGCAGGGUCUGGCAGCAGGGGUACCUGGUUACCCCAUGUUAGCUCCAGCUGCGUAUUAUGACCAGACAGGUGCGCUUGUGGUAAAUACAGGUGCUCGUGGUGGCCCUGUUCGACUUAUGGCCCCUGCAUCAGUUAUCAUCAGCCAAUCAGCAGCAGUUGCAGCUGCCGCUGCCUCAGCAGGUGGAGCUAAUGCAGGUCUUGGGGGCGGAGCAAGCGGGGCAUUCCGUGCGUUGGGUUCCCAGCAAGCUCCUGGGCUGCAGGGAAGCGGGGCUUUGGGCGGAAGCUCUUUUUAUGGGAGCGGCUCUCCGAGCUCUUCCUCGCAGAGCUCUUCGCUAUUUUCACAAGGCUCUGCCCAGCCAGGAAGCACUUCGCUUGGAUUUAAUGCAAACCCCUCUUCUUCUCUGGGAGCCACGCUUGGAGCAACACUCGGAGGUUUCGGUACAGCAGUGGCUAAUUCCAGUUCCAGUGGUUCACGUCGAGAUUCUCUGACAGGCAGCUCUGAUCUGUACAAGCGCACACCCAGUAGUCUCACCCCUAUCGGCCAUGGACCUUUCUACAAUGGCCUCAGCUUUAGCUCCUCCCCUGGCCCUGUUGGCAUGCCACUUCCUAACCAAGGCCCCUCCCACUCUCUGACCCCACCUCCUUCGCUCUCAACACAUGGAUCUUCAAGCAGUUUGAACCUUGGUGGACUAACCAAUGGUAGUGGACGUUUCAUCUCGGCAGCUCCAGGAGCAGAGGCGAAGUACCGCAGUGCCACCACCGGCUCGUCUCUCUUCAGUCCCAGCAGCCAGCUCUUCCCGUCGUCACGGCUACGCUACGGUAUUUCCGAUGUGAUGCCGUCAGGACGCAGCCGUCUACUCGAGGACUUCAGGAAUAACCGCUACCCCAACCUGCAGCUGAGAGAGAUCGCAGGACAUGUCAUGGAGUUCUCUCAGGAUCAGCAUGGCUCCAGGUUUAUUCAACUAAAAUUAGAGAGAGCAAGUCCUGCAGAACGCCAGUUGGUCUUCAAUGAGAUUUUACAGGCAGCGUACCAGCUCAUGGUUGACGUGUUUGGAAAUUACGUCAUCCAGAAGUUCUUUGAGUUUGGCAGUCUGGAUCAGAAGUUGGCGCUGGCUGAGAGGAUCCGAGGUCAUGUUUUAUCUCUGGCCCUGCAGAUGUAUGGCUGCAGAGUGAUCCAGAAAGCUCUGGAGUUCAUCCCUUCGGACCAACAAGUUAUUAAUGAGAUGGUUCGGGAGCUUGAUGGACAUGUGUUAAAGUGUGUAAAGGAUCAAAAUGGCAACCAUGUGGUGCAGAAGUGUAUUGAGUGUGUCCAGCCUCACGCUCUUCAGUUCAUCAUUGAUGCCUUCAAGGGACAGGUGUUUGCUCUGUCCACACACCCAUAUGGUUGUCGAGUGAUCCAGCGUAUUCUGGAGCACUGCCUGCCGGAGCAGACCCUACCCAUACUGGAGGAGAUACAUCAACAUACCGAGCAGCUGGUCCAGGUAAUUUAUGAAGAAGUCUUUUUCUUUAAUAACCCAGGAAUAAUCUUAUCUAUUCCUCCCAUCAAAACCCGUUCCCUCACCAUGCAGGAUCAGUAUGGAAAUUACGUAAUCCAGCACGUGUUGGAGCAUGGCCGUGCAGAAGACAAGAGCAAGAUCGUCGCCGAAAUCAGAGGAAACGUUUUGGGGCUCAGUCAGCAUAAGUUUGCCAGUAAUGUUGUGGAGAAGUGCGUGACCCACUCCUUGCGUGCGGAGCGUGCGAUGCUGAUCGAUGAGGUAUGCAGUAUGGCGGACGGGCCGCACAGUGCCUUAUACACCAUGAUGAAGGACCAGUACGCCAACUACGUUGUGCAGAAAAUGAUCGAUGUUGCAGAGCCUACGCAACGCAAGAUUGUAAUGCACAAGAUCCGGCCCCAUAUUGCGACGCUGAGGAAGUACACGUACGGAAAGCACAUUUUGGCCAAACUGGAGAAGUACUACAUGAAGAAUGGCGUUGACCUCGGCCCGAUCUGUGCUCCCCCUAACGGCAUCUUGUAAACCUUUCCCAUAACUAGGAUGCCUGUGUCUGUGUGUUCUUGUGUGUGUUUCUACACCCAACAUUAGGGAGGUUGGGUCAGAUUCGCUGAAACCCUCCCAUCAUUGCUGAAUCAUCGCGACCCUCUUUUCCCCUCCCCGUUUAUAUCUUUUUUUGUUUUUCGUUCUACUACCUAAAUGAGUGUCCUUUUCGGGUCCUGUAUGUAUGUAAUGAGAGAAUAUUUGAUUUAUCCCACUUUCGAAAUGUAGGCUUGCGCAAACACACUUUAUUGCUCUGCAACUCCUUUCUAACGUGCAUAUUCUUUCAUAACACACACACAUUAUUGCUAACACUUGAUUGCUAACACGCAGACAUUAAGCAUGGGAGACGUUUUUGGUCUUGCUUCUAUAAACUAUUUAGUGCAUACUUGAUGUAGACCUUUGCAUAUAUAUAAAUAUAUAUAUAUAUAUAUAUAAACUUUGUAGUUUUUCUGGUUUUUGAUGUCCAAUCUGUAUCUAUAAUCUUCCCCAGUAGUGAAUACAUACUUCUGAUUGUAUAAUUGUACAUUUGUAAACCUUCGCUAAUGUAAAUGUGGACUUGCUUCUACAGCCCUUUUUUGGUAUGAGAAGAAAAAAAGACGAUGGAAAAAAAUCUUGUGCAUUUCAGUGUAAAUUCUCACCUUUUUGGUUGUGGUUUCAGAGUUAUGAGUUGUUAUAUAUUGUAAAUUGUAAUAUGAAAUUUUUUGUUGGUUUUGAAGCCCUUUGGAUUAUUACUGCAUAGAUGUACAAAGAACAGAGAAAAUGCGCACUGCUUUUAGCCACUCACCAGCCACCUCUUUUUCACUUCCACUCAUUUCUUUUUUAAGGUCUUUUAUAGUCCCUCCCUCGCUCCAGGGCAGGUAGCAUCGAGCGCGUUUGUGUGUAUGUGUUUGACGCGUUAGACUGCCCUGGGUCAGAGUUAGAGGUGUGUACAGAUUUGCCAUUCUUUUGUCUACUUGUAAGUGAUUGUAACAUACUGGCCAUUGGUUUUUGAUUUGGACACUCUCCGGUGUAUAUUUAAACAGCCUUGUGUAUAUUUCCUAUGAUUCUCUUUAUGCAGGCACACUUGUAACCAUAAUGUGUAUAGGUAACAGAUUCUGUGUGUGCUUUCUGCCUGGGCAACUAUUUUUUGUAACUCCAGUUGUAGAUUGUCUCUAAACAAUGUGUGAUCUUUAUUUUGAAACAAAACAAUGAAAAAACUUCAAAAUU